Messenger RNA from Paramuricea clavata, 484 nucleotides. Lineage: Eukaryota; Metazoa; Cnidaria; Anthozoa; Malacalcyonacea; Plexauridae. The record is from the annotation of a GenBank genome assembly.
AUGGAGAAAUGUGAAAUCCGAGUUCAAGAGCUUACUUUCUUGGGGGAUACAAUCCCAGUUGAUGGAAUUAAACCAGAUCAAGCAAUAAACAAUAUGGAAAUACCAACCAACAGAAGGAAACUACAAUGUUUUCUGGGGAUGGUAAAUUAUCUGGCGAGAUUCUUGCUUAAUCUCUCAGUUAAAACGGAGCCUUUGAGAAAGCUUUCAGAACAAAAGAAUCGAUGGGAAUGGCAUCAUGAACAUGACAAAGCAUUUGAAGAACUGAAACACCUAGUGUGUAGUGAACCAGUAUUAGCUAUGUAUAAUCCAAAACAACUUAUUAGAAUUUCCACGGACGCUAGCCGAAGUGGCGUGGGUGCUGUGUUAGAGCAGAAAACUGAUGGACACUGGUUACUUGUUCCAUAUCAUUCCAGAGCAUUAACUGAUGCGGAAAGUCGUUACGCAGUAAUCGAGUUGGAAACACUAGCAAUAGCUACUACAGCUU